This is a messenger RNA of Phytophthora sojae, 1050 nucleotides long. RefSeq lists its product as hypothetical. The transcript is spliced from 5 exons. NCBI's taxonomy places the organism in Eukaryota, Oomycota, Peronosporomycetes, Peronosporales, Peronosporaceae. The record is from RefSeq and is a predicted model, not a curated record. The coding region runs from base 1 to 1050 and encodes 349 amino acids.
AUGACGCUACAGAGAUCUCCACGGUCCGAUGCCGACCGCCGUCGCGAGCGGGAGAUGCAGCACGAGCUGCUCAAGUUCCACCGAGAGCAGGACGACCCGAUCGCCACCAACCUCACCAAGAAGCGCGUGCGCGAGCCGCGCGUGGAAGUCGAGACCAAUCCGUUCUGCGUGGAGCGCCAACUGGCCGACAGCUACCAGCAGUUAAACUUCAACAAGAAUCCGCGCUUCUACCAGGUCUCGGUGCAGGACGGCGCGCGCGCCGGACAGAACCCGCGGAACCACUCGAGCUUCAUCAACCAGUCGGCCGACCUCGCGGCCAGUUCGCGCGUGGAUCUCCGAGCACGGCCCGAGUUCUCCACGCUGCCACCCGCCACGUCGUACACGCCAGCAGUAGCGCACUUCGCGACGCCAAAGGUUUUCAGUGUGGACUCGAGCGAUCUACGACAAGAGCGCAACUGUAAAUGCAGCGGGGAUGCCAAAGCUAGUGCCCGACGGUUGUUCCCGCCAGGUCACGAUCAGUACGGAGCACAGCUGACGUCCCAAAGCGUGACAUUCGGCCACCGUCCUAGCUCUGCCGCAAGGAUGUUCGAUCAUUUGAGCAACACGGUCAGCGGCACCAGCAGUCCUCGCAACCAACGAAGUACCAAGAGUUCGUCUCGCAGAGCCACUUCGACUCCAGUGAGGACGGGAAUGAGCGUCAUGGAGCUGGCGCAACUGUUGACUCCAGCAAAAUCCGCACAGUCCUCGUCACUAGCUAGCAAAAGCUCGAGCAAAACCCUGCAACGCUGGAAACCGGGUUCGACAAAAAGCUCGCCUGACCCGUGCGAAGCUUUCUCUCUGGAUGAAGAAGUGGACGACGAGCUCAGACGACAAGAUGCGGACAGGAAGAAGAAGGCGCGCGAGAUGAAACUGGAGAAAGGCUUCAUCAACUACGUCUACAACCCGCCGCGAGAGCUCAAGCCCGGCCAGUUCCCACCUCCAGACCAAACGACUGCGCAGCUUAUUGAUAAGUACCGUAAACUCGCUGUCGGCAAAAUGCCCGACUUCUAA